Aspergillus viridinutans is the source of this 3633-nucleotide messenger RNA. Its product is annotated as MRX complex DNA-binding subunit. NCBI's taxonomy places the organism in Eukaryota, Fungi, Ascomycota, Eurotiomycetes, Eurotiales, Aspergillaceae. Gene Ontology annotation, molecular function: single-stranded telomeric DNA binding; G-quadruplex DNA binding; double-stranded telomeric DNA binding. The coding region runs from base 1 to 3633 and encodes 1210 amino acids. The transcript has 2 exons. Gene Ontology annotation, biological process: double-strand break repair; telomere maintenance via telomerase; telomere maintenance via recombination. Gene Ontology annotation, cellular component: Mre11 complex; condensed nuclear chromosome. The record is from RefSeq and is a predicted model, not a curated record.
AUGGUUGCUACACGGAGUCUUCAACUUACAGUGAAGAAAACCACUAGGCAACAAAAAACCCUCGAGGGACAGCUUCUCAUGGUCAAGGAUGGUGAAAGAACGGCUAUUUCAUCCCGAGUGGCAGAGCUGGACCAAAUCAUGCCUCAGUAUCUUGGCGUUUCGAGAGCUGUUUUAGAUUCCGUCAUUUUCUGCCACCAGGAUGAGAGUCUCUGGCCCAUGAGCGAACCAUCGGUGCUCAAGAAGAGAUUUGAUGAGAUCUUCGAAGCUAUGAAAUAUACGAAAGCCAUUGACAAUAUCAAAGCCCUCCGUAAGAAGCAGAAUGAGGAGCUGGCAAAAUACAAAAUCAUGGAACAGCAUGCCAAAGAAGACAAGGAAAAAGCUGAUCGUGCAGAGAAAAGAUCCAUCAAGCUACAGGACGAGAUUGAGGCGCUCCGCGCUGAAACCCAUCAGCUCUCCCAAGAGAUGCGCCGUGUUGCGGAACUCGCCGACAAAGCUUGGAAAGAGUCUGAAAGCUAUGCUCAGGUUUUAGGGACUUUGGAAGGAAAGCGUAUCGAGGCAAAGAGCUUGCAAUCGACAAUUGACAACCUCAAAAGGCACCUUGUUGAGCUUGAUGAUUCGGAUGAGUGGCUGCAAUCGAAUCUAGAGCAGUUUGAGUCCAGACAACUUCAAUACCAACAGCAAGAGGAAGCUCAAAAGGAGAAUUAUAUGGAGAUCAAGGACCGGAUUGAGCAAGCCCGUCAGAAGUUGGGAGUCAAACAAGCCGAAUACGGAAAAUACGAAAAUGACAAAGCCAACUUCGAGCGCCAGGUAGAAAGAAGACAGAGGAUGACAAGGGAGAUUGCUCGCAGCCAUAACAUCCGAGGCUUUGAUAAUAUCCAGGAUCAAUCAGAUAUUGACGACUUCAUGCGAAAGAUUCGUAAGCUGUUGAAGGAGCAAAACCAAGCGCUGGAGCGCGUUAAGCGUGAGACCCAAACUGAGCUACGCGAAGUACAGUCUACUCUGAAUGAGAUCGGACAGCGGAAGUCUGCAUUGCAGGAAAGUAAGAAUGCGGCCAAGCGUCAGCUUGCUGCAAAUGACAAGGAGGCCUCCAAUUAUCAAGCGAAGCUCAACGAAAUUGACGUUGAUGAGGGCGUCCAAGCUGCACUUGAAGCAAACAUUGAGGACAUUUCAUCUCGUCUGGACGACUCCAAAGAUCGUGCUCGAUCGGCUUCACUGGACCAAGAGAUUCAGGAGGUGAACUCAGAACUCCACACCCUCGAGGAUGAAGGCACUCGCCUCAAUGCUGAAUUGAUCGCGGCCACAAAACGAGCCGGGGAUUUUGCCCGGUUAGAUCAUCUCAAGAAGGAACUCAAAGAACGAGAACGCAGCUUGGAAACUAUGAAAGCUGCACAUGGCGAACGCCUUGCAAAGUACAUUGGUGCAAAUUGGAGUCCAGCUACUUUAGAGCAAGAGUUUCAGCGUGUCCUUGAAGAGGAGACCAGAAACGUCUCUAGUGCCGAAAGCCAACGUGACGGCGUCAACAGGGAGUUGGAGCAGGUCGAAUUCAAACUCAAGGCCGCCAAGAAGACACUGGCUCAGCGACAGCAAGAGCUCAAUAGCUGCGCAAAAGAAAUUCGUGAAGCCAUCAACGAGGAACCCGAAGAGUAUCCCGAUGCACUCAAACAAAGACAAGCGCAGCUCGAUGUCGCUAGAAGGGACGCCGAGCAGAGCGCCGGACUCGGCGACUACUUUAUGCGUUGUCUGGAGACAGCCAAGCAGGUAAAAGCCUGUAGACUGUGCCAACGAGCGUUCAGGGCCGACGCAGAAUUCACCGUCUUCCAGAAACGACUAGAGGGAUUGGUGAAAAAAGCGCAGAUCGGUGUGGAGGAAGAAGAUGUUGAAAGAUUUGAAGCCGAACUCGACGCGGCCCGUGCAGUAAGUACAGCUUACGAUACGUGGACUCGCCUCUCCAAAACCGAGAUUCCGGAUCUAGAGAAAGAAGAAGACCAGUAUGUUCAUCAGCGGGAUGAGCUCCUGGACCAGUUAGAGAAACAUGACAAGAUCGUCAGCGAGAAGGCUGAGAAGAAGAGAGACGUUGAGGCUUUAUCGAAAACCGUCAAUACUAUCGUGCGAUACGAGAGCGAAAUCAAGACCAUCCGGUCCCAGAUACAGGAUCUGUCCGCCAAUCAACAGGACAAUACUGCUACACGUACUCUGGAAGAUAUCCAAGAGGAGAUUGCCGGCAUUGGCGAGAAGUCUAGAGCUCUGAAAAAGACCCUGUCCAAGCUUACAAAUGAUAGAGAGCAGGCACGGACUGAAAUGAAUAACUUGGAGUUGCAGCUCCGAGAUGCUAGAAGCAAGCUUGACAAUGCGAAGUUCCAACUAGAGAGAAAGUCAGAUUUGCUUGCUCGCAUUGAGGAAUAUAGGAACCUUAACAACCAGCAACGGGAGGCAAUCGCAAAGGCUGACAGAGACAUUGAGGAGCUGACACCGGAGCUCCUCAAAUAUCAAGCUCAAUAUGACGAUAUCAGCCAGCGGGUCGAGGCCCGAGAGAGGGAGAUGCAGCAAGUAAUAUCUCAACUGUCGGAAAAUAUACGCCAAUUGGAUCUGGCGACGGAGGAGAUUGAUUCUUACAACGAACGAGGCGGGCCGAGUCAGUUGGAGCGUAGUAGACGCGAGCUUCAAACGAUUGAGACUGAAAUCAGCCAGCUUGAAGCGGAACAGGCCAAUAUUACCAAAGAGAUCAAUAAGAUCUCGGCACAGCUCAAAGACAGCGAGAACACGAAACGCCAAUACUCCGACAACCUGACAUACCGCCAGGCAACUCGAGCGCUGGCAGAGGUGUCCGCAGAAAUUGAGAAUUUGGCAGCUCAGAACGCAGAGGUGGACCGAAGCCGCUUUAAGGAGGAAUCAGAGCGCCGAACCCGCGAGCACAACGCGCUUGCUGCCAAGCAAGCGAGCAAGAUGGGAGAAAUGAAGUCUAAGGAUGAUCAACUGAUGCAGCUUCUGGCGGAUUGGAACACGGACUACAAAGACGCCGCUUCCAAGUACAAGGAAGCGCACAUCAAGGUGGAAACUACUAAGGCUGCUGUUGAUGAUUUAGCUCGGUACGGGGGUGCUUUGGACAAAGCCAUCAUGAAGUAUCAUUCCUUGAAGAUGGAGGAGAUCAAUGCAAUCAUUGGAGAGCUCUGGCAAAAGACAUACAGAGGCACGGACGUUGACACGAUCCUCAUCCGCUCCGACAACGAAAAUGCAAAAGGAAACCGAUCCUACAACUACCGCGUCUGCAUGGUCAAAUCGGGCGCAGAGAUGGACAUGCGAGGACGCUGCAGUGCAGGACAGAAAGUGCUCGCGAGUAUAAUCAUUCGGUUGGCCCUGGCAGAGUGUUUCGGCGUCAACUGCGGCCUGAUCGCACUCGAUGAACCGACGACCAACCUCGACCGGGACAAUAUUCGCUCUCUUGCUGAGUCCCUGCACGACAUCAUCCGGGCGCGUCAGCAGCAGGCAAACUUUCAACUUAUUGUGAUUACUCACGAUGAGGAGUUCCUGCGGCAUAUGCAAUGCGGCGACUUCAGUGAUUACUAUUACCGGGUCUCCCGCAAUGAGAAACAGAAGUCGAUUAUCGAGAGACAGUCCAUUGCAGAGGUCAUGUAA